AUGGAGGACCCGGGAGCAGGAGGAGAGGACAUGUUUGGGUCCUUGGAGGAGUUUCAGAAGAUCCUCAGUGAGCUGCUUGGAGACCAGAGUAUGGACAAGGUCAGGGUGGAGUAUGAGAAGCUCAUCCAGGCUCUGAAGAAGUCCAGAGAGAACGAGAAGAGGCUGAUGUCUAAAUGCAGAGAGCUCAACGCAGAGAUCGUGUCCGUCUCAACCAAAGUGGCAGCAGCCCUCAAACUGUCCCAGGAAGACGAGACCACUAUUUCUUCACUAAAGAGGGAGCUCGAUAAAGCUUGGAAAAUGGUUGACACUGCUCAUGAUAAAGAGAAAAAAGACAAAGAGACCAUCAGGAAUUUAAAAGAAGACAUUUCCAACCUAAUAAAGAUGAAUGAACAGCAAACUGGUUUCUCUAAGGACCAACAGCAGAGUGAACGGCUAAAAGUAAUCGAGGACCUGACUAAAGAAAGAGAUCAGCUGUUGACAGAUGUGGAAGAUCUGAGAGAUAAACUGAAGCAGACCUCUGUGACCCAGCAGGAGACUGAAGCCAAACGAGAUGCUGCAUUAGAGAAUAUUUCUCAGCUCCAGCAGGAGCUCCAGGUGCAGCAGAAUGAGAUUUCUCGGGAGAUGAGGUUUAAAGAGAAGCUGGACAAGGAGGUGAAGCAGCUGCACGUCGACAUGGAAGCAAAGAUGGCGGAUAUCAAAGCUCUGAAUCUGCAGGGCCAAAGAGCAAAAGAGGAGCAGCAGAGACUGGAGCAUCAGCUCAAAGAGCUCAAGAUUUUAAACGAGCGGACGAGCAAGGAGCUGGAGCAUACGCAGGUGAAGAACGGCAAACUGCAGCAGGAGAGCGAGCAGCUCUCAUCAGUCAAGGAACAUCUCUCCCUGGAGAACCAGCAGAGCGCCAAUGAGCUCAAGAUGAGAGAGGAGGAGGUGAAUCAGAUGCGUCAGGAGGUGGCCAAACAAACAAAAAUGAGAGAAAUCAUCCAGAAGAAGUUCCACCAGAUGGAGGAGCAGAAAGCUGACGUGGAUGUGCAGAGGGAGACCCUGAAAGCUCAGGUCACUGGUCUGGAGAAAGAACUUGAAUCUUCCAAAAAACAAGCUGAAGUUGACAGAAAAGCCAUCGAGGAGCUGAUCAGAGAGAGAGACAUCUUGAAUAAGAACAUGAUCACAGCGUCACAGUCUACGGAGAAACAGCAGAACCUGGUGAAACUCCUCGAGCAGGACAAGAAGACCCUUGAACAUGAGAUCAAUGGUUACCGCCAGGAAGCCCAGAAGCAACGCAAAAUCAUUCAGCAGCUGGAGAAAGAACGGGACCGCUACAUCAACGAGACCAGCAGCCUCAUGCAGAAGGUGCAGCAAAAAAUGAGUGAUGUUGAAGUAAGAGAGAGUGAGAUAUUUGACUGGAGAAAAAAAGUCACAGAAGCUGAGUGCAAACUUAAACAGCAAGAAAACCUGCUGGAGAGUGUUGUUGCUGAAAGGAACCUCUACAGCAAAAACCUCAUUGAGGCUCAGGAAGAGAUUGCAGAGAUAAAGAGGAAGAUGAAGACCAUGAACAACCAGGUCACCAGACUGAGAGAUGAGAUCACGGGAAAGGAGCUGGCCCUCGCCAAAGACCAGCAGGAACAAAAGCGCUUACAGAAAGAUAACGAGGCACUCAAGGUGGAGCUGCAGACAAUCCGGCUUCAGCUACAAGAAAAAAAGCAGCUUGUUGACAGUCAGAAAGCAGAACAGCAAAAACUGCAGAAGAUUAUAGCAGACGCUGAUGCUGAGCAGAUCCAACAGAAGAAGCAGCUGGAACAGGUUAUCAGAGAGCGGGACAGCCUGGGCAAGCAGCUGCUCCGCCACAAUGAUGAGCGUGCUCUGCUGUACGAGAAGAUCAGGAUCCAGCAGUCCAUCCUGAGUAAGGGGGACUUCCACUACAGCCAGAGGAUCGAGGACAUCCGCCUGCUUAAGCUGGAGAUCAAGAGGCUCCGACGCAAGAAGAGCAUCCUGGACAAGACUGUUCCUAACACAGAGGACUUGAGGCGAGAGCUGUUCCACUUGCAGAGGGAGCUGCUGAGAGAGAGGGUGAGGAGCAGCGUCCUGGAGGAUCAGCUGACCAUCAACAUUCACAGAUGGAGACGACUGGAGGGCAGUGAUCCUGGAAAAUACGAACUCAUCCAGAAGAUUCAGUCCUUACAAAAACGACUAUCAAAAACUCAAGAGCUGGAGGAACGGGAACUCUUAUUACAGGAGAAGGAGAAGCUGUACGUGGAGCUGAAGCACAUUCUGGCCCGUCAUCCGGGUCCA
Molecule: messenger RNA, 2283 nt
Organism: Labrus bergylta (ballan wrasse)
Lineage: Eukaryota; Metazoa; Chordata; Actinopteri; Labriformes; Labridae
Source: RefSeq, a predicted model, not a curated record